UGUUUCCUGUUGGCCAAUCAGAAGCGGCAGCUAACCCGCUCGGACGGCUAGUUUUGCCCUUCCAGCCAGCGGAGCGCUGGACCCGGUUCGGCCCUCUUCGCCAUAACACCUGUCCGUGGUGGCGACCCACUCCGGCCAUCUCUAUUCUUUUUUUUUUUUUACACUUGUGCCGCCAAGUGCCUUUUAUUCCCCCCCCAUCCUCCGUUGCCGCUAGCUGCCAGAGGCUAACUCGCGAGCCAACUCGUCGCCUGUCCCGAAGCCCUCAAGCCGAGCGGACCGGACGGGACCGGAGCGGGAUGAGCCAUGGCGUCGGUUCGGGUGGCUGUUCGAGUUCGACCCAUGAACAGACGGGAGAAGGACUUGAUGGCCAAGUGCAUCAUCAAGAUGGACGGCAGCAAAACCUCCAUCGCCAACCCCAAGCUCUCCGAAGGCAUGGCGGGGGAUCCGACGAGGGAUUCCGCCAAGACCUUCACGUAUGACUUCUCCUACGACUCGGCUGACUCGAGGAGCUCCGGCUUUGUCACUCAGGAGAUGGUCUUCCGAGAUUUGGGCCGGGACGUGCUGCGGGCGGCCUUUGAGGGCUACAACGCCUGCGUUUUUGCCUACGGUCAGACGGGAUCCGGGAAGUCGUACACCAUGAUGGGAAAUCCGGGAGACGCGGGUCUGAUCCCGCGGAUCUGCGAGGGUUUGUUCAGUCGGAUCGCGGACGCCGCUCGACGGAAUGAAGCUUCUUUCCGCACGGAAGUCAGCUACCUGGAGAUCUACAACGAACGCGUCAGGGACCUCCUGAGGAGGAAGUCCACCCAGACGUACAACCUGAGAGUGAGAGAGCACCCCAAGGACGGCCCUUACGUGGAAGAUCUAUCCAAGCAUCUGGUGCAGAACUACGGCGAGGUGGAGGAGCUGAUGGAGGCGGGAAACAUCAAGCGCACCACCGCCAGCACCGGCAUGAACGACGUCAGCAGCCGCUCGCACGCCAUCUUCACCGUCAACUUCACGCAGGCCAAGUUUGACGCCGAGAUGCCCAGCGAGACGCUGAGCAAGAUCCAUCUGGUGGAUUUGGCCGGGAGCGAGCGGGCCGACGCCACCGGCGCCACCGGAGUCCGGCUCAAAGAGGGCAGCAACAUCAACAAGUCUCUCGUCACGCUCGGCAUCGUCAUCUCAGCUCUCGCCGAACUUCCUCGGGACGCCAACGCCAAGAAGAAGUCGGUCUUCGUGCCCUACAGAGACUCGGUGCUCACGUGGCUGCUGAAGGACAGUCUGGGGGGCAACUCCAAGACCAUCAUGAUCGCAACCGUGUCGCCCGCCGACGUCAACUACGGCGAGACGCUCAGCACGCUGCGCUACGCCAACAGGGCCAAGAACAUCAUCAACAAGCCCACCGUCAACGAGGACGCCAACGUCAGGCUCAUCAGGGAACUGCGGGCGGAAAUCGCACGGCUCAAAGCUCUGCUGGUUCAGGGCAACCAGGUUGCUCCGCUGGACUCGCCCACCGCGCUCAGCAUGGAGCAGAAGCUGCACCAGAACGAAGUCCGAGUCCUGGAGCUGACAAAAGAGUGGACCAACAAGUGGAACGAGACGCAGAACAUCCUGAAGGAGGAGACUCUGGCGCUGCGGAAGGAGGGCAUCGGCGUGGUCCUGGAUUCUGAGCUUCCUCACCUGAUCGGCAUCGACGACGACCUCCUCAGCACGGGCAUCAUCCUCUACCACCUCAAGGAAGGACGAACGUGCGUGGGCAGAGAGGACGCCGCCACCCAGCAGGACAUUGUUCUUCACGGCGCCGAGGUAGAGAGCGAGCACUGCGUGUUUGAGAACGGCGGCGGCACUGUGACGUUGGUGCCGCUGGGCGCCGCGCCGUGUUCCGUCAACGGGACCAACGUCGCCGGGCCCGCGCGGCUCAACCAAGGCGCCGUCAUCCUGCUGGGCAGAAGCAACAUGUUCCGCUUCAACCACCCCAAAGAGGCUGCCAAGCUGCGUGAGAAACGCAAGAGCGACCUGUCGUCCGCCUUCAGCCUGUCCCGGUCCUGCGAGAACCUCUCUGCUGUCCUGCUCUACAACCCGGGGCACAUGUUUGCUGCACGCGUGAGCUCCCGCCGUGUGACUGACGACGUUGUCGACGACGUCAGGUUGGAGUUGGAGCGUCAGCGCCGCGAGGAGCUCGGCAGGUUGGAGGCGACAAGGCGUCUGAUCAAGGAGAUGGAAGUCAAGCAGCGGAGCGAGAAGGCCGAGCUGCAGCGUCUCCAGCAGGAGGUGGCGAGCCAGCGCAAGGAGUCGGAGGAGGUGCGCCAGAGAAACCUACGCCAGGAGGAAAUCCUGCGGCGCCGCAGUCAGGACAUGGAGAGCCGUCUCCAAGACUUCCUGGAGGAGAAGCGGCGCUUUGAGGCGGACAGAAGAUCCGACCUCCCGGCGGAGGGACCGCGAGGUGAGGGAAUGUACCGAGAGCUCGAGAAGCUGAAGCUGAAGCUGAAGCGGGAGCGCCGCCUGGAGGAGCAGGAGGGCCAGCGGCUGACGCUGCUAAGCAGCCUCAAGGAGCAGCUGAGAGACCAACAACAGCUCGCCGUCACUUUGAUGAGCCGCGAGGACGCCCGACGUCUGGAGGAAGAGAAACGGGAACUGGCAAAUAUCAGAGAGGCGCUCCUGUGCGCCAAGGAGGUCAGAGGUCAGGUGGGGGAGGCCGGAGUGACGUCCGGAGACGAGGCCGCCGCCUGUGCUCGCUACUUUGACUUCAAGGCCUCGCAGGUGCAGGAGCUCGGCCGGUUGGGAUCGAGUCUCCAACAGCAGAGGGCGCGCGUGGAAAAGGAGGCGGCCAGCGAGCGAGCCACGCUCCGUCUCCUUGAGGAGCACCUGAAGGAGGCGCCGUACGUGUGCCAGGAGGAGCGGGAGCUCCUCAAGCAGACGCGGCAUCGGCUGCGGUCCGUCGAGCUCCAGCUGAGCGCCCUGGACGCCGAGCUUCUGCCCGCGCUGGCCCAAGAGAAGCGGCGAGCCGAGGAGGCGCUAGAACGCAACGGCAACUACCCGAGUCCUCCUGGCCUGGACAACUUCCUGCAUCAAGUGGAGAGAGAGAUGGAAGACAAGGAGGAGAAGCUGAAGGUCCACCGGGCCAGCGAGCAGCUCCAGGAGACGCUUUGCUUCAUGGCCAACGUGGCCCGGCAGGAGGAGGACAAGGUGAGGCGCGAGGAGACGGAGAUCCCGGAGGCCGUGGCGGGCCCGGAGACGGAUGCCCAGGAGAACCGGGUGCAGAACCCGAGGACGGGUCCGGAUCUGGAUCAACAUAGCGUAAAGCCAGAGAUCCAAAAGAUGGGAGAGCACAUCAGCGAAGGGCAGGAGAAGAUUUCAACUCUCAUGGACGACAACGCGGCGCACGGCAGUUCGCUCAUUCCCAUCUCGGACGACAGGAUCAACGCGUACAUUGAGGAGGAGGUUCAGCGGAGGCUACGGCAGAUAAACCUCAACGGAACCAGUACCAGGAUGGACCUGGCGCGCUCCUGCGAGUCGCUACAGGAGGAGAACCCCGGCGAGAGAAGAUCAACUGAGGAGGAUAAGCAGCGGCUCAACAACAAUGAUCUACUAAAGUCCAAACAUCGGCGGGGCGUCUCGGCGCCCCCGCCGCGUCGCCGGGAGCCGAUCGCCGUCGAGAUCCCUCGCUACGUCCUCAGAGGUCAAGGCAAGGAUGAGCACUUUGAGUUUGAGGUCAAGAUGAGCGUGAAGGACGAGACGUGGACGGUGUUCCGUCGUUACAGUCGCUUUCGAGAGAUGCACAAAAGUCUCAAGUUGAAAUAUCCUCAGUUGGCAUCUCUGGAAUUCCCUCCCAGGAAAAUCUUUGGAAACAAAGACGAAAGAAUGGCGGUGGAACGCGGGAACCAGUUGGAGCGUUACCUGCGGCGUUUGUUUGCGGUGAUGUUGUCGUCGUCGGGCUCGCCGCUGCGCGUCGCCCUGGAGCCGUCCGACGAUUCCGAGGGCGCGCCGGCCGUGUCCAAGCGUUCCGUUUGCGAGCUGUCGCCCUUCUUCAAGAAAGGCGUCUUUGAGAGCGGCCGCCACGGAACCGGCUGA
Messenger RNA from Syngnathoides biaculeatus (alligator pipefish), 4050 nucleotides. RefSeq names its product kinesin family member 16Ba (gene kif16ba). The transcript has 27 exons. NCBI's taxonomy places the organism in Eukaryota, Metazoa, Chordata, Actinopteri, Syngnathiformes, Syngnathidae. The record is from RefSeq and is a predicted model, not a curated record. The coding region runs from base 304 to 4050 and encodes 1248 amino acids. Gene Ontology annotation, biological process: microtubule-based movement. Gene Ontology annotation, molecular function: phosphatidylinositol binding; microtubule binding; ATP binding.